Molecule: messenger RNA, 3964 nt
Organism: Pecten maximus
Lineage: Eukaryota; Metazoa; Mollusca; Bivalvia; Pectinida; Pectinidae
Product: E3 ubiquitin-protein ligase UHRF1-like
Exons: 9
Coding region: 74-1261 (395 amino acids)
Biological process (GO): negative regulation of gene expression via chromosomal CpG island methylation; protein ubiquitination
Molecular function (GO): ubiquitin protein ligase activity
Source: RefSeq, a predicted model, not a curated record
GGUCAUACAGUAGUCAUGUGAUCAAACGGCGGGAAAUAACAGCGUGGUUAGCGUUUAUCACAACAAACUCAAGAUGGUAACGCAGUACGAAAAGUUACGACAGAAGAAUUUAGAAGACAACAGAAGGAUCUUAGCAGAGAUCGGAUUGGCAAAUCCUUUCAAAGGGUUGCCAAAGGUCUCUCUCAAGAAGGGUGUCUUUAGCAGAACUAACAAAAGAAAAACAGAGGAUUACCCAGCCCGUCCAGCGAAAAAGAGGAUUGUAGAAAAUCUUGAAAACACUGGGUCCCUGAGGGGCAGUAGAAGGAAAUCUGCUCGACUUCAAGGAAAGGAUAUUCCAUCAAAGGAGGAACUCAAGGAUGAGUUGGAUGAAUGGGAGGAGGCUGAGUCAGAGAACAGACAUCGCCCUGUUGAUAAGAAUAGGCCCAACUUUCAUGGGCCUGUAGAUGGUGUGGAAGUAGGAACAGUUUGGGAAACUCGAAUGGAGGCAUGUAGAGCAGGAAUACACAGACCGACUGUAGCAGGGAUCCAUGCAGGACCAGAAGGAGCUUACUCCAUAGCUCUCUCUGGAGGCUACGACGACAAUGUCGACCUUGGGGAAGGCUUUACCUACACCGGGGAGGGAGGAAGAGACCUGAAGGGAACGAAAGCUAAUCCCAAGAACCUACGGACUGCAGCACAGUCAAAAGAUCAGGAGUUGACACGUGGAAACCUGGCUUUAAGUCACAAUGUGACAAGUGGCCAUCCUGUCCGUGUGAUCCGCGGAUAUAAACUGAAAAGUCCUUUUGCCCCAGAAGAAGGAUACCGAUACGAUGGUUUGUAUCAGGUGGAGAAGGCUUGGUGUUGUGCUGGACUGUCCGGGUUCCUGGUGUGGAAAUUUGCAAUGAAGCGAUGUUCAGAUCAAGCCCCACCCCCAUGGACAAUCUUGGAUGUGGCAAGCCCUUCCAAGGACAGUGUAAUGUCCGACAAAUUCUCAGAGUCUGGUAAAAGUGAUUCAGGAUUUGACUCUGAUGAAACUGGCAGCCAUUUUGGAUCACAAGAAUCGUCUACCACAAGUUGUCUUGGAAGUGAAGAUGGUCGAUCAGUUAAGUCAGAUAAUGACAAUCAAGAGGAUAUCGAAACAACACUGACAGAGGAAAAUGAAAAAGUUGAAGGGAAAGUAUCAAACACGGAGACAAAAGUAGAAGCAGAAAAGAAGGAAGAGAUCUCAGAAAAUGUAGAGACUGAGUUAAAUGCAGAAAAGAAGGACAACGACUCAGACUAGACAGAGAACACAGAAAAAGAAGUAGUAGCAGAAAAGAAAGUGGAAAUCUCAGAGAAUGUAGAGACUGAAUUAGAAAUGGAGAAUAACAAAGAAGAAAACAUCUCUAAUAUGGAGGUGGAAUUACAAAUAGAGAGAAAGGAGGAAAGGGAAAAAAUAAAGGAAGCUUAAGAAAACAGAAUAAUCAGUCGAUAGGAAAGAGAGCAAAUCUAAUGAAAUCAUGGAAAUUGUUGAAGAGAAGGAAAGAUAAGUGAUGAAUUGGCAGGAAAUUGAUGAUAAGGCAUUUACUUAAUAUCAGGGGAGGUAAUUGGAUGGAGCUAUGAUGAAAUGUUCCCCAACUCUAUUUUAUCCAACUCAAAAACAGAAAUUAUUGUAGUAUCAUUCAGCAAGCCUAGAGGAAUAAAAUAUUACCUCUGACCCAAAUCAUGGCAUUGGGCAUAUAAUAUAUAUCAUAAUAUAAUAUAAUUGUGAAUGUAUUUCUGAAUUCAGAAUGUACAAUUUUAGUUUCAUAUUUGGGGAACAAGCACAUGAAACGUUUUUUUUUUUUUUUUUUGUAAUGGUACUAGUCCAAGAUAAUUUUGAUAAUGCAAAACAUAUUAUUUACAUAUUUAAACAUGCAAGUUCCAUAGCAUCAUACAAUUUAUAUAUUAUAAUAGUAUUUCACAUUCGCACUAAACUUGACAUAUCUGUAUUUUUAGACUUUGUCGAAAUUGUACAUCAAUACUGAACUGUUUUUGUACAUGAUUUUUAUUCUCUUUGACAAUUUACAGUUGUAAAGAAUGAAGUUUUGUGUUGGCAUGUGUACUAGAUUUUAAUAUGCGAGUGGAUGUAUGUUUAAGUUGUCUCCCUUGAAAUGUUUUAUUUUUACAAACAUCUGAUAAUGCAAUUACCCAAGUUAAUAUUUGAUUAUCAAAAUGUGCUUAAAAAGUUCUACCGGAAACCGAGAGUCUUACUGUAGUGUCCCUUUCCUACCAACUAGGUACCACUUCAAAAAUCUUGGUUGAAACUGAUGUUACAUCAUCUUGAAUUGGAAUUGUUAGUGGUAAGAAAUUGGAAAAUGAAAGCUCUUGAUAGGCUUCUCAAUAUCAGAUAUAUAUAUAUAUAUAUAUGUAUUGCAUAAUCUCAUUGGCUUUCUGUGGUUCUGAAAUCCUCAAAUGAAGUCCAAGGUUGCUUUUUAGUUUAUCAGUUUAAUAAUGUGCUUGGGUAUAAAUGUUGGAUUUGUUUUGUAUUGGAUUAGAAAAAUGAAAUCCAGUACAUUGUAUGAAAGAAAUGAAAUUGAAGGUUUGGAACAAAUUCAUAUAUAGUACCUUUACAGUAAUCCCUGUAAGCAUGGGUUGCUGCCUGAAUUUCAUUAUAAUGUACAUAUAAUAAUUUGAAAUAGUAAAGAUCUGUUCAAAUGUUCAAAAGUUCAAAUGAUCUGAAUUUCUUAUAUUAAUGUUAAUAUUGCUCCCAAAUAAUACAGUUGAAAGAUUAUCGAAUGAUAGAUUGUUUAUAGAUAAGUACAACAGAUUUUAUAUACAGAUAUAGUGUUUAUAUCAAUGUUAUUUUAAAAAAAUAUAUAUGUUAUGAAGGAUAUUGUCAUAUGGAGAUCAUGUCAUUUGAUGUCAGCUCAAUGAACGCAGCUAUAGUUGUAAAUAGUGUAGUUUAUAAAAUGCAUUUCCAUUUGGUUUAGUCCAAUAGAAUCUUGGUAUCUAUCCACUUUAAUAUACUGCUAGAUGUGGAUGCUAAGAACCAUUGCCACUCUAUGUGGUUUAGUAUUUGUUUUGAAGUUACAAAAUAUGUACAUAGAGAAAACAUAUUAUGAAUCGAAAUCAUGCUUUUAAAGAUGUAUUGAUACUGUUAAAAUAGCUGCUAUAUAAGGAAACAAUUCUUGUUUCUCUUUAUCUGGUCUAUAGUACAAGUCUGUUGGUAAUACACAGCACACCAUGUUGUCUAGAUCAGACUAGAAUAUUGCAGGGUUAGAUGUACAUAAUGUAUUUUUGUGCCAUGAUCACACUUCCUUUUUGAACGACAAUAUUGUAAAGAUUUUUUGUGUCUUUAAUUUGUAAUACUGGUGAUUUUAAAGUCACCAUUUUCAUUGAGAAUGUAAAUAUAUUUCUGACUGUUACAGCAUCAUUAACAAAUAUUUUAACUUGAGAUUUCAAAGUUCCCUGAAAUCCUAUUCCUGUACUAUUUUGCUUCCAGGGUUGGGAAGGAACCAUAAUACAUACAAAUUCAAGUGCUAUUCCAGUGAAAAAUUGCUCAAUGGAAGGACUCCAGAUUUGUAAAAUAGAAGUGAUUUAAUGAAAUUAUUAACUUUUUAUCAGUCAUUUUCUCCAACACCCACUGUGCAUAGAACUUCUUUAUUACUAGAGUCCUCUCGUUAGAUAUAUAUUAUUGGAAUAGCCCAAAGUAAUUUUAAAUCAAUAAAUGUCCCGGACAUAGACUAGCCCAUCUCUUGAUUGAGCCAGGAAACCUAACUUUCAUUUCUUCAAUGUCAUAAUCAUUCAUAAAGAAAACAUCCUCUAUCAUAUUUCCUUACACUUGAGUUUACAGUUGUGUUCUUAUUAAAUGUUCUCAAGAUUUUGAAGAGAUUCAUCACAAAUUAUGUUCAAAAUGUUUAUUUUUGUUAAAAAAUUUUGAUACAAGUCAAAUUGUUUUCACAGCAGAAUCUUUAAGUUGAAUUUUUGUUUUAUAUUUUUAAAUAAAAUUUUGUUUAUAUAUAAG